Messenger RNA from Coffea eugenioides, 1582 nucleotides. RefSeq names its product protein DETOXIFICATION 49-like. The coding region runs from base 44 to 1582 and encodes 512 amino acids. Gene Ontology annotation, biological process: xenobiotic detoxification by transmembrane export across the plasma membrane. The record is from RefSeq and is a predicted model, not a curated record. The transcript has a single exon. NCBI's taxonomy places the organism in Eukaryota, Viridiplantae, Streptophyta, Magnoliopsida, Gentianales, Rubiaceae. Gene Ontology annotation, molecular function: antiporter activity; xenobiotic transmembrane transporter activity. Gene Ontology annotation, cellular component: membrane.
AAACCAUACCAAUUUCAGUGCAAAAUUAUUGCAAGAAUCAGAUAUGUUGACUCCUUUGGUCUACGAAAACCCAACACUUAAACCCCAAGACACCCUAAGCGCCAAGAAAACUCAUCUGUCCUUGGCAAUUACAGAAGCCAAAUGCAUGGCAAACAUUGCUAUUCCAAUGAUACUAACUGGCCUGCUUCUUUAUUCACGUUCCAUGAUUUCCAUGCUCUUCCUUGGCCGCCUUGGCGAGCUUUCUCUGGCAGGUGGUGCGCUGGCUAUAGGCUUCGCGAAUAUCACCGGUUAUUCCAUUCUCUCCGGCCUUGCCAUGGGGAUGGAACCUAUCUGUGGCCAAGCCUUUGGCGCACAAAGAUAUAAGCUUCUUGGCCUGACUUUACAAAGAACUGUGCUGAUGCUUCUCUGGACAUCUAUCCCAAUUGCCUUGAUAUGGUGUAACAUGAAGAGAAUUUUGUUAGUUUGCGGCCAGGAUCAUGCAAUUGCAACCGAAGCUCAAUCCUACAUUUUUUAUUCCCUCCCUGAUCUCAUUGCUUUGUCGUUUCUCCACCCCUUGCGUAUUUAUCUUAGAUCACAAUCCAUAACAGUGCCUUUGACUUUUUGUGCGGCACUAUCAAUUCUUCUUCACAUCCCAAUCAAUUAUUUUCUUGUAGUAGUGCUCAAUCUUGGUAUCAAAGGUGUUGCCAUUAGCGGGGUGUGGACCAAUUUCAAUCUAGUAAUAUCCUUGAUCAUAUAUGUCACAUUUUCGGGCGUUGCCAAAAAGACUUGGGGUGGCAUAUCCUCUCAAUGCCUAAAGGGAUGGAGAAGUCUCAUGAAUUUAGCCAUACCUAGUUGCAUUUCAGUAUGCCUGGAAUGGUGGUGGUACGAGAUCAUGAUUUUGCUCAGUGGAUUCUUAUUAAAUCCCCAAGCCACCGUUGCAUCGAUGGGAAUUUUGAUCCAGACAACUUCUUUGAUCUACAUAUUCCCAUCUUCAUUAAGCUUUAGCGUAUCAACAAGGGUAGGAAAUGAGUUAGGCGCUAGUCGCCCCGAAAAGGCUAAGCUUGCAGCCAUAAUUGGCUUAUCUUCGAGUUUCAUGUUGGGAUUGUCGGCCCUGUCUUUUGCUAUUAUGGUAAGGAACGUUUGGGCUAGCAUGUUCACUCAAGAUGCAAGCAUUAUUGCCCUGACGUCCAUGGUUUUGCCCAUAAUUGGACUUUGUGAGCUAGGCAAUUGCCCUCAGACAACAGGUUGUGGGGUUCUGAGAGGCACGGCUAGGCCGAAAAUGGGGGCUAACAUCAACUUGGGAUGCUUUUAUCUUGUGGGAAUGCCUGUUGCAAUUUGGCUGAGCUUUUUCUUGGGGUAUGAUUUCAGAGGACUAUGGGUGGGACUGUUGGCAGCUCAGGGCUCUUGUGCAGUGACCAUGUUGGUUGUUUUGGUUCGUACAGACUGGGAUUUACAGGCCCAGAGAGCCAAAGAGUUGACUGCAACAAUUGCCAGUUUUAAUCCUAUUGACAGGAACGAAGACGAAGAUAAGUUGAGCAGUGAAAAGACUGAUCAUUCUUUGGAUUCCUCGGACUGUAGACUGAUUGAUUCUUCACCUGUUUGA